AGGGUCUGUGGACUAGUGUGUCAACCCGUCUGAAUGCCGUCUCCCAUUGAGGAAUACUGGAGGGAUAACCGAAUGUUUUAUUCACUGCUCGCUUCAGCUUUUGCCUGUCUCCGAAGACGACCGGAGGGACAAGUUUUAUAUCAACAGCACAGACUACAUCACCACUCCUGAGGCAUCAUCUCCAUUUACAGCCCAGUGCCGUGCACUUCAUGGCAGUGCCAUGUGGAAGGUAACUUAAAGUCUCAUCAUUUACCUCUUGGCCUGUCCCAUGACUGAGGAUAGUGAUCCAAAGCACUACCGGUACUCAACCCUGGACGGGCUUGAACUCAACAGGGAAAGAAUCGGCUUCCAGAUGGAGGAGGAGCAGGGCUCUCCCUGCAGCUCCAUUAACCAACUUCACCGCAUGGCCAACAGUUACAACGAGGGUUGUGGCGGGCGGGACAGGGUCGAACUUGAACCUGAGUUGGGACUGCCCUCUGAGGGCAGCGACAGCGGCCAUGAACACCCGGCCUCGCGGGGCUCCCCGCACGACGACAGGAAGCGACCGCGGCCAGCCUUACAUGAGGACGUAGAGAUGGGCGGCAGCGGAUCGAGCGGUAGCGGGACAGAAUCCCACGGCAACGAAUCGCAUGGCAAUGAGUCCCAUGGAAAUGAAUCUGUGGGCAGCUCAAAUGGCAACGGCAAGGAUUCUGCCCUUCUGGAGUCUUCGGGGAGCAACAAAAGCUCAAACUCUCACAGCCCCUCCCCGCCGAGCAGCUCCAACGCCUUCAGCCUGGUGAGCUCCGAGCAGGACAACCCUUCAACCAGCGGCUGCAGCAGCGAACAGUCAGCCAAAGCUAAGACACAGAAGGAGCUCUUCAAGACCCUCAAGGAGCUCAAGAUGCACCUGCCGUCGGAAAAGAGGAACAAGGGCAAAUCCAGCACCGUCAACACUCUGAAAUAUGCGCUGCGAUGUGUCAAACAGGUGAAAGCCAAUGAAGAAUACUACCAGAUGCUGAUGAUUAAUGACAGUCAGCCACCGGGGUUUGAUGUAUCAUCUUACACUAUUGAGGAACUGAACAGCAUCACCUCGGAGUACACCCUCAAAAAUACUGAUAUAUUUGCUGUAGCCGUGUCGCUCAUCACGGGCAAGAUUGUUUACAUCUCGGACCAGGCGGCGUCCAUCUUAAAUUGCAAACGGGAAGUGUUCAGCAACGCCAAGUUUGUGGAGUUCCUGACGCCCCAGGAUGUCAGUGUGUUCUACAGCUUCACCACGCCCUACCGCCUGCCCUCAUGGAGCAUGUGCACUGGAGCAGAAUCGUCUCCCACGGAGUGCAUGCAGGAGAAAUCCUUCUUUUGCCGCAUCAGUGGUGGUAAGGAAAGAGAAGGGGAUCUCCAGUACUACCCUUUCCGGAUGACUCCAUACUUGAUGAAAGUCCAGGAUGCUGAGCUGGCGGAGGAACAGUUCUGCUGCCUCCUGCUGGCUGAGAGGGUGCACUCUGGUUAUGAAGCACCCAGAAUUCCCCCUGACAAGCGGAUCUUCACCACCACACACACACCUAACUGUGUGUUCCAGGAUGUGGAUGAGAGGGCUGUGCCUCUCUUGGGGUACCUCCCCCAGGACCUGAUUGGGACCCCCGUGUUGCUCAAUCUGCACCCGAGUGACCGACCACUAAUGCUGGCUGUGCAUCGCAAGAUCCUGCAGUACGCUGGUCAGCCGUUCGACCAUUCCUCCAUUCGUUUCUGUGCGAGAAAUGGCGAGUACAUCACCAUAGACACCAGCUGGUCCAGCUUUGUUAAUCCCUGGAGCCGCAAGGUCUCCUUCGUCAUCGGCAGGCAUAAAGUCAGAAUGGGUCCUGUGAAUGAAGAUGUCUUUGCAGCACCAGCUUUCCAUGGGGGGAAGAUCAUGGAUUCUGACAUCCAAGAAAUAAGCGAACAGAUCCACAGGCUUCUGCUCCAACCGAUCCACAACAUGGGCUCCAGUGGUUAUGGUAGCCAUGGCAGCAACGGUUCCCAUGAGCAGCUGGUGAGCAUCAGCUCGUCCAGUGAAAGCAAUGGGAACAUUACAGCUGGCAACACGGCAGAGGAGACGAGCAAGACCAAGCCCCCCAGGACGUUCCAGGAGAUUUGUAAGGGAGUGCACAUGCUGAAGAACCAGGACUCCCAGGUCUGCCUGCGCUCCCCUUCUCCCUCGCCCUCCCCAUCUAAACAUGAGCACAGGAAGAACACUGACAUGUCAGCAGUUCAGAGGAGUUCAGCUGUGCGACUGAAGGACUCAGCGCCCCAUCUGCAGUUCAGAGACGGUACUGCAGCAAGCAUGGACGACUUCACCUGCAAAGACCAGACUGUAUGCUCCUAUCAGCAGAUCAGCUGCCUGGAUAGUGUCAUCAGGUAUCUGGAGAGUUGCAACAUCCCUAUCACAGUAAAAAGGAAGUACCAGUUCUCCUCAAACACCACCUCCUCCAACUCGGAUGAUGAUAAGAAGAGCUCAGAGAAUGGUGUGCAAGUGCCACAGGAUACAAGCACAGAUCCCUUGAUGUUGGAUGCCCAGCCAGGCCUGUCAAACAUGAAAGCACCUAAGAAGCCUCCACCUGGGGCGGCCGCUGUGGUGGGAGGCCCCCUAGCACCCCUCACUCUGCCCAGUAAGGCUGAGAGUGUGGUGUCCAUCACUUCACAGUGCAGCUACAGCAGCACCAUUGUCCACGUGGGAGACAAGAAACCUCAGCCGGAGUCUGAGAUAAUUGAGGAUGUUGCAGAGAGCCCGGCACCCCCAGCUCCUCCUGUUAGUAUGGUUUCUCCACCCAGCCAGGAGAAAGAGGCCUACAAGAGGCUGGGGCUGACCAAGCAGGUGCUGGCAGCGCACACCCAGAAAGAAGAGCAGGCCUUCCUGAACCGUUGCCGAGAGCUACGCAACGCCAGGACCUUCCAGAAGGACUGUUCCACGUAUCUGCACAAGCAGAAAGGAUCCGUCACUGCUGAAGAAUCACCUGGACCACGAGGUGCUGCCAAACAAGGCGUGACCAGGCCGGAGACCACUGCCAAAAAGGGCAACCGCAACAGGAAGUCCAAGAAGCCACGGAUCAAGCAUCCUGAUUCCUCAGACAGUGCUGUGUCCAACCGGAAACCCCGGCCCCCUCUUCAGGGUCUCAACCAGACGUCUUGGUCACCGUCUGAAGCAUCCCAGUCAGCUUUUAAUGUUUCUUACCCCACCAUGGUGCCUGCAUACCCGCUCUACCCUCCGACGGCUGCUGCUCCGGCUCAGGCCCCUCGCCCUGACCCCUCUCUCUCUGGAGGCUUCGGAGAGGGGCAGACCACCCAAGCUCCACCUACUGCCACUCCAUUUCCUGCACCUAUUGUGACCCCUGUGGUGGCUCUGGUGCUCCCUAAUUACCUCUUCCCCCAAUUGGGACAGUUAGGUCAGAUAGGGCAGCUCGGAGCUGCUCCUAGGCCGGCGUUUUUCCCUGAGCCAACCCAGGCGCAACCUGCAUACACUACCCAGCAGGCUUUUCAGCCCCAACAGACUGCCUAUGCCAUGCAGACACAGCCCGCGUUCACCAGUCAACAGCCGUUCCCCGUGCAAGCUGCCUUUACCCCCCAGCAGCCAUUUCAAGCUGCACAGACCCCCUACACUACGCAGCAGCCUUUCCAGGCUCCACAGACUGCCUACACUACUCAGCAGCCAUUCACAGCCCAGCCCUCUUUCCCAGUGCAGACUCAGUUUGUGGCUCAAGCCCCUUAUCCACCUCAGCCCUUUCCAUACAGCUUAGCCUCAGAGCCUUCCAAAGUUCCCACUGUGGGGCCCCGAGAGGGCGCUGCAUCACGAUCCUCCACGCCUGCGUCGGGGGCACGGGAGCCCACUACAUCACCACCGCUGUUCGAGUCGCGCUGCAGUUCACCCCUGCAGCUCAAUCUGCUGAGCAUGGAGGAAGGACAGCGCUCAGUGGAACGUCUGGACAGCACAGCGCCCUCCGCUGGAGGCCAGGGGAGCAUUAUAGCCGCAGUGUCAGGAGGGGCAACAGGGGAGAAGAACGGAGGCACAGCCAAGAGUGAUAGUCACCAACAGGUGGAGUCUCCAGGAGAUGGUGCUCACAGCGAUGGGAACUCAUCAUCCUGUGACCUGCUGGACAUCCUGCUGCAGGAACAGGAGGACUCCCACUCUGGCACCGGAUCAGCCACCUCUGGCUCUAUGGGCUCAGGCUCAGGCUCUGGAUCAGGCUCGGGAUCAGGUUCAGGCUGCAACGGCUGUGGUACCUCAGCUAGUGGAGCUUCGGGAAGCAGAACAGGGAGUAGCAACACCAGCAAAUACUUUGGUAGCGUUGACUCUCUGGAACACGACCCCAAGGCCAAAGCCAAGAUGAGAGGUGAAGGAGACUCCGAAGGUGGAAAGUCGCAGGCCAAAAUCUCAGCUCAAGGAGACGGAGACCAUUUCAUAAAGUAUGUCCUACAGGAGCCCCUCUGGCUGCUGAUGGCCAAUGCUGACGACAAGGUCAUGAUGACAUAUCAAAUGCCGUCCAGGGACAUUCAAAGGGUCCUGCGAGAAGACAAAGAGAGGCUGCGACAAAUGCAGAAGAGCCAGCCUCACUUCUCCUCGGACCAGCGACGAGAACUAGUGGAGGAACAUCCCUGGAUGAGGAGGGGAGGUCUACCUGCUGCUAUCAAUGUGAAGGAGUGUGUGUACUGCGAGGACACGGCGGCAGCAGCGCCCAUCGAGGAGGCCCUGCCAGACAUGGACAUGGGCGAGAUGAGUGAGGAGCUGAGCCAAGAGGGUCAGAGCUCCCAGAAACAAUCAGAGGAUUCUCAGCCUCAGCCGGACUCUGGCUCAUGAGCUCACACGCGGCCAACAGGAGGACACAAAAGGACCCUGUUGAGGGGCCACACAAAUGCUUAUACACUUUAUGGACGUAAGACAAGCAGCUGUGUGGUGACCAUCCCCUCACACACACACACUCGUAACGAUCAGAGGUAGACAUUCCCGAUGAUAGUUACGGUGACGUGUGCCGCUGGUGUGCUGGAUGUAGGACUGCUACUGGGGUGCAGUUCUUACUGCGUCCUUACAGGGGGCAGUAGUGCUUUAUGGGGGUUUGUAUUGGUGAUCCACAUGUAGUACUUAUGCCACCUUCAACACACACACACACACACUCUAACACACACACACACACACUGCCUCUAAAGUGACCUGGCUCUUUCUUAUGUAAAUAUAACAUCCUCUCGGUCAGAGCCAGAGCUUUUAUUCUAAAAAGUUGUUUGUGGCCAAUGGACAACUUAUAAAAUGUUCUAAAUAUAUUUGAUUGAAAAAAUGUUAUUUUGACAAACUACUUUUCAUAAGAAAUAUUUAAAAAUGUUAUUAACAAACAGCCCAACACUGCUGUUUCUACACUACUCUGCCCAGCGUUAUGUUUGUAUUUAUUUGCCACAUGAUGAUCCCAUUUGACACCUUCAAAGGUUGCGGUGCUCACUGGAUGAUGUAUGUGUCAGGUUUAUCUCACUAUUCUCCUCAGACCUGAGCAUUUGAAGCAUUCCUGCGACUAACAGUGGUCGUGUUGGAUUCAGCAGCCAGUAGAAGUCAGGACACGUAGGCUGACUGCGUCUUUCCUCAACGGCGACAAUCAGAGAAAUAAUAUUCCUUUAAAUAUCUUAUUUAUUUCCAUGCAGAUGAUGUAUGUAGAAUAGUUUAUUGCAGUUGAAGCCAAAAUGAAUUUAGCUAAACUAACUAAACUCUACGGGACAUUUUAGAGUCUCUUAAACUCUAUUCGCAAUAUACCCUCUAAGUGUUGUGGGGCUCUGCAGACCUUAAAGCGUCACUUUGCUUUGGUGAAGAAGGAAUCAAAAAUGAUGCCCACACAAAAUGCAGAAUCUCACAGAAUGUUUUCGAAUAAUGUUCUUCUGGUAACAUGGUGCAGCUCUAAAACAAAAACUUUCUCGUAGAACAAAUCAGUGCUAUUUUAGUGAUGAAUACUUUAUGCAAGAUAACACUGGCAGAAUUUACGUUUUUUAUCCUCAUUUUCUUGAUGAUCUGUUUUACUGAGUAGGAAGUUGUUUUUACAAUAUUGCAAAGUUGUAGGCAUCGUCAAAAGGACUCCAAAUCACAAAUAUCUGCAGGUGAAAGUGCAGCAAUACACAUCCUUGAGUACUGUGAACGGUUGUUGGUCCUGGCAACUUCUGGCACUGAAGUAAUGUUAAGUGUCACGCCUGAAGUUUGCCGUACAGUGGGAAAACAGUAUUACGAUUGUAGCAAAUAAAGGGGGGUCAUGUGAUGCAAAAACCAUGCAAAACCAUGCAAGUCCCUGGACCUGAAUACAUGAAGUAUUAAGGAAACUGUGAUCCACACUGGCUCUGUAUAGUUAAAGCGAACCGUAUGUAAAAUAGAAACAGCUCUGGUGCUGAGGCAGGGUUUGUGAAUGUACAGAGACUGGACCAAGAGCAUCUCACUGACAUAGUUGGUUUUCAUGAUUUCACCAUUGAAACUUGUCAGAACUUUCUUUUUUUUUACUCUAUUUUACUCUAUUUUUCUAUCUUUCUUAUGUGUUAUUAACUGUCUAAAGAAGUCAAGAGAUUUUAAGUGUCAUAGGGGGUGAACCCUACCUCUAACAAAUCCCAGGUCAUGUUACUGUAAGCAGAAGUUAGCAUGUGUAUGCAUGUGGACAGAGCGAUCAGAUACUUUAAGUGAUUCCAGUGAGCGACUGACAUGUACAGAGAGUCUUUGGCUGGAACUGGCAGAGGUUAAUGGACUGUAUAUGUGUGAACGAAUGCACGGAGGGUGAAAGCACAUGUCAUUACCUUUAGCAACUGCAGUCUCUGUCUUUGUCUCCUUCUCUGAAAAAUAUCUCCAAGGGACUUCCAACUCUCACCCGUGUACAAACCACUGAGACUGGCAGAAAGUCGUUCAUUCAUUCAUUGGGAAGAUACUGUUGAAGGGCGAUGCGCUGAAUUCUGACAGUGGGUCAAGCCUUACUCGUCUCACGAGGUCUGGGGGUCCAUGUUUAAACACACUGGUGGGGUGUUGGAAGCACCCUGAUCUGUAAAUGCGCACACACGAUACUGGUGUCAUAUAUGGUCAUGUAAAUAUGUCUCAUUACCACCGUAUGAGUCUCUGGUGUAUUAAACUAGCACAGUUCUGUGCUUUUUUUUGUAGGUGAGAUUAUGUGCUGUUUGAGAAAUGGACACAAUGUUGUAAUAAAAUUGCAGAAAUACAA
Mugil cephalus (flathead mullet) is the source of this 7172-nucleotide messenger RNA. RefSeq names its product period circadian protein homolog 2-like. The transcript is spliced from 22 exons. Gene Ontology annotation, biological process: entrainment of circadian clock by photoperiod; negative regulation of transcription by RNA polymerase II; circadian regulation of gene expression. Gene Ontology annotation, molecular function: transcription corepressor binding; transcription cis-regulatory region binding. Bases 269 to 4804 code for a protein of 1511 amino acids. NCBI's taxonomy places the organism in Eukaryota, Metazoa, Chordata, Actinopteri, Mugiliformes, Mugilidae. The record is from RefSeq and is a predicted model, not a curated record. Gene Ontology annotation, cellular component: cytoplasm; nucleus.